Messenger RNA from Vicia faba (fava bean), 735 nucleotides. Lineage: Eukaryota; Viridiplantae; Streptophyta; Magnoliopsida; Fabales; Fabaceae. The record is from the annotation of a GenBank genome assembly.
AUGCAAGAAGAAAACAACGUAGCUUUACUCUUCACAUCCGACGGUGGAGCAACGCUAAACGGUCUCCUGGAAGACGAAUCGACAACGCUAACAGCGACGACGGCGGAGGAGGAUGAAUCACUCUCAGUGAUGAGGUGUCCGGCCAUGGAUGGGUUAGUAAAGAAAGCGAUGAGGAGGAAGAGGAACGAUGAGGAGGAGAGAUGGGUUAGUUAUUCGGAGGUUGUGGAAGAGAAGAAGGAAAUGAUGGAGGAGGUGAAUAGUUGUGUUGGGAGUGAAACGACGUCGUUUUUUGGGUCUUUGUCUUUGAAGCUCGAUCAUGAUGGAAUAUUGAAUGCUUGGUCUGAUAAAGGAUCUCUUUAUGUUGAUGCUGCUGAUGAUGCCCCACAGACUGUUCCUGAUUUGUUCAAUGCUUCCACCAUCCUCCCCAAUGUAAUGUGGGAUGGUUAUGGUUGUGAUGUUGUUAGGAACACAUGGAAAGUUCCUGAAGGUUGUGGACCUAACAAUAACAAUGUGAAUGUGAAAGAAGAAACUGGUUGGAAGGUUGGGCAGAGAGAGGCAAGUUUGUUGAGAUACAAAGAAAAAAGGCAAAGUAGACUCUUUGCUAAGAGGAUUCGUUAUGAAGUUCGCAAGUUGAAUGCUGAAAAACGACCUAGGAUGAAGAGCCGUCUCAAAUUUUUUAGAAGCCCUAUUUCUUGUUUGUAUAUUUUGCAGGGACGGUUUGUGAAGAGAGAAUAA